AUGGUAAGUUCUGGUGCCCAAGACGAAGUUCGUUUUUCCUGUCCACGUACCGGAUUGACCGUAUUCCGUGGUGUACUUGUUCAAGUGGAGCAGCCUAAGGCGCGUUCAAAGAAGAACAGAAAAUCCACGGAAAAGGGUCAGUCUGGACGAAUUGAGGCCGUGUUCUUGGUUCCUUUUGGACAGAAUAAUAAUAGAGCGUUCCAGUUGCCGGCACGUCGUCAGAAUUUAUGUCGAAUGCUUAACGUCAGUUCCCUUCUGUUGAUAUUUUCAAAUCCGCGCUACUUUCAUUCUGACCUGGAUUCUAUCAAAUCUGCACUAUCCGGUGUUCUUGGUGCCUUUCACCUCGGUCGUGCGGACGGAGGAAAUGCUCCAAUACUGAGCACCCCUGAUGGGUAUACGCGCAACAAAUUGGAAUUGUCCACUUCAACCUCAAAGCAGCGUGAAAUCCUGACAGAUUGCGUUCAGUUUCGCCUGUCUGAUUUGGAUCAGUUAUUGAAUUUAAAGCGCCUAGUUUUACCUCACGCUGACUUACGCCCCGUACUUGCCACAAAUGCCUCAUCCCUCCGUGUUCCGUCUGUGAUGGGACCUCGGGGAUUGCAUGCACAAGCUUGGGUUGAGAUGCUUUCUCUUCCAACCGGCUGUUCGCGUGUAGCCUGUUACGGUCUACCUCCAAUCGGUCCUUUCUCAUCGGAACGCUCAAGGCACUUUCAGAUACAUUUAGCUGGAGCAAAUCCUGGUUGCGAAGUUUCAAUACAGGAGGCGUUUAACGCAUUAUACACGGAGGAGUCUGGAACGACCGUUUGUCUGCAGUGUGGCAUACCGUUGAUCACUUGGCCCGCUAUGUGUUCCGAAGACCAAGGUAAAUGUUUUGGACCUGUAAACCAGAAGCCAAUAUCAAUACCAUUCUCGUAA
Molecule: messenger RNA, 912 nt
Organism: Echinostoma caproni
Lineage: Eukaryota; Metazoa; Platyhelminthes; Trematoda; Plagiorchiida; Echinostomatidae
Source: the annotation of a GenBank genome assembly